AUUGGAGAAAUCACGCGAAUUACCACAAACCGCAGAACAUUCGACAUGCGUAUGAUUUGACACAACCGGAUCUCCUAUAGCCCGCUGGUGGAACCAGCGCGAGAGUCAAGAUGUCGAAGCAGUAUCUUUCUCAACACCAAAUAGAUGAUGCUCACACAUCGGACGUCUUUGCACUCGCUGUGACCUCAACACAGAUCCUCAGCGGCUCCGGUGAACCUUCCAUCAAAGUCCACUCCACCACCGACGAAGACUUUCCCAUUGCCCAAGUACUGAAGGACACCCACAAGCUCGGCUGCCAUCAUAUCGUCACCGAUGGGUCGGGCACCAAAGCCGUAAGUGUAGGCUUUGAUGGCAACGUCAAGGCAUGGAAACACGAGGAGGGAAGAUGGAGCGAAGACGGGGAGAUCACAGACAAGGAUGCGCCAAAGAAGGCCGGACAGGUCUGGGCCGUGUCUAUGUCGGAUGAUGGACAGUACCUUGCUGGUACCACUCAUGACGGACGGGUCAAAGUGUGGGAUUUGAACAAUGGAAAGCAGAAGAUCAGAGAAUUCGAGACGAAAGGCAGCUUUGGGAUGUGUGUUGACAUGUCACCAGAUGGCCGCUUUCUAGCCAGCGGUCACGAAUCCGGCAACAUUUACGUUUUCUCCACGGCAACAUCCCGCCUCCUGCACUCUCUCCCUGGGCUCAUCAAGCCUGUUCGCUCGGUCAAAUUCUCUCCUGGUUCGACACUGCUGGCAGCCGGCGGCGACGCCCGUAUCAUUUCCCUUUACGAUCCGAGUUCUGGUGAGCAAGUUGCAAACCUCAGUGGCCAUGCAGCAUGGAUCACGAGUCUCGACUGGAGCAGUACCGGCCAAUAUCUGCUCAGCGGAAGUCUGGACGGGAAGGUCAAGGUCUGGGACAUCGAGCGAAGGACUUGCGUCGCGACACACAGUGAAAGCGACAAAGGUCUAUGGUGUGUCGAGUGGUUGCCGAGGAGCAGCUCCCAAAUGCACAAGGCUGAAAAAUUUGCAACAUCAGGCAGCAGCAAAGCUAUCGCAAUCUAUCGAGAAGCCACGGGUGGUUGAGCCUGUUCUGAAAAUGGAUCCAAACAUUCCGUACAGACGGUGAUGCUUACAAGGUCAA
This is a messenger RNA of Exophiala viscosa, 1122 nucleotides long. Its product is annotated as Ca2+/calmodulin-dependent protein kinase. Lineage: Eukaryota; Fungi; Ascomycota; Eurotiomycetes; Chaetothyriales; Herpotrichiellaceae. Bases 111 to 1064 code for a protein of 317 amino acids. Gene Ontology annotation, molecular function: protein binding. The record is from RefSeq and is a predicted model, not a curated record. The transcript has 4 exons. Gene Ontology annotation, cellular component: nucleus.